CCACAUUCAGAGUGUGCCCCCCCCCCAACCCGAUCACCCUCAGUUCCUCACAGACUUCCCUUGAGUGUUGCCACCAUAACCACCCGCUGGGUCGUCCUGGGCGGCCCUUCAGUGCGGCCCUCCUCGCCCCUCGCCCCUCGCCCUGAGUCCUUUCCACUAUCUUUCCUCGGAGUUGCCUUCUUCGCCUCAGGUCGCCCCCCACCUCCAGUACAGGGGUCCGUCCCCUCGGGCUCUUCCAGCCCAGUACCUGCCUCGAUGUCACCCCCGCGUCGCCUCGGCGCGACCCUUGUGCCCUCUCCUAUUAAUGCUCCCCUUCCCCUUAAUGCCCCCCAUCCGUGCCCUCAUCUCCACCUGUGACCCCGUAUUCCCCCCAACAGGGUCCCCCCUCCGUGAGCCUCGGAUCCCAUUCGGUUCCCUUUCCUCCACAGCAUCUGCUCUGCUUGUCUCCCGGGACAGGGCCCACACCCCCAAGGCUUCCCGGGCCUGUUAGUGUUGGGACCUGAUGACCCCUUGGUUUCUCCUCCUCAGAAACCUAUUGCUACACACACAUCUCCCCCAUGUUCUUCUUCCAGUGUUUAUUGCCUCACCCUAGUAGGUCUCUCGUCACUUCUUCCCCAAAUAUUAGUGCUUCUUCCAGUCAUGAAGCUAAAGAUGCAGUGGUUAACCGCAUGGGCUCUGAAACUUGACAUGCCUGACUGAAUUCCAGUUUCUCCACUGACAGCUGUUUGGUCCUGGGCAGGUUACUAAGCUUCUCUGGGCUUCAAAUUAGUCAUGUAAAAUGGAAAUAAUACUACUUACUUCUUCCCUCCUUCUUAGGGCUGGUGUGAGUAUUAACUACAGAUGCUCCUAAAUUUACCAUGAGGUUACAUCCUGAAAAACUCAUCUUAAAUUGAAGAUACCUACAUCAAAAAUGCAUUUAAUACACCAAACCUACAGAUAGCUUAGCAGUACAGUAUACUGUAAAAUAUCAUUUGUUUAACCUUCUGAUUACAUAGCUGUAUGAGAACCGGUCACAGCCACUGCCCCUAUAUAGCAUUAAAAAAGAGUAUUGUACUCCAUAUCCACUAGCUCAGGAAAGGAUCAAAAUUCAAAAUUCUUUGGGCUGGGGAUGCAUGAGACCCCAGGUUCAUUCCCCAGAACCAUAACAAAACAAUCCCAAAAGUCAGAUUAUGUUUAUACUGAAUGGUUGUCAUUUGUACACCAUUGCAAGUUGAAACAUUCUAGUUUGGGGACUAUCUGUAUAGGUAAAACUCUCAGGAAAAUCUCUGGCAGGUAGUAAGCUUGCAACAGAUAUUAACUGAGCUGAACAUGAUGACAUGUGCCUGAAAUCCCAGCUACUCAGAAGGCUGAGGCAGGAGGGAUCACAAGUUUGAGUUCAGCCUCAGCAACUUAGUGAAACCAUGUCUCAAAAAAGGGUUGGGGAUAUAGCUCAGUGGUAGAGUGCUUGUCUAACAUGCAUUGGGCCCUGGGUUCAAUCUCCAUACUACAAAAAUAAAUAAAUAAAUAAACUGUUAUUAACAUGUGUUAUUAACAUCAACUUGCCCCCAAUGACUUCUAUUCACUACUGUUUUCCCUAAGAAUUUCUCUGAUUCUUAGGAUUCACCCCUUUCCAUGACCUUUUUUUAAAUUUUUGUUUUGUUUUGUUUUAUUUUGUUUUAUAUGGUGCUGAGAAUUGAACCAGGGCUUCACAUGUACGUGGCAAAUGCUGUACCGCUGAGCCACAACCCCAGCCCUCCAUGACCUUUUUUAAAAUUCUUUUUUGGUACUUAGAGAUUUAACCUAGGGCCUUAUCAUGCCAAACACAUUUUGCCACUGAUCUACAUCCCUAGUCCCCCAUCACAGUUUUUCUCCUCCCUCCCAGCUCUCUUUAUUAAUUUUACCCAGGCCAAAGCUGAACACUUUUUUUUUUUUAAUAUUUUUUCAGUUGUCAAUGGACCUUUAUUUAUUUAUUUAUAUGCAGUGCUGAGAAUUGAACCCAGUGCCUCACACAUGCUAGGCAAGUGCUCUACCACUGAGCUACAACCCUAGCCCCAAAGCUGAACUCUUUAUAAACAGCUCUCUCAAUUCUGAAGGACCCUGUCUCUACCUAUUCACCUCUAGGGUGUAUGAAUUGGAAUGGAUGAUAGAGAGGGAUUACUAACCCAAAGCUUUACUGGGAGUGGUGAAGGUGAAGAGAGUGACUGUAAAGCUUCCAGAAGCAAUCUGAUAAGAAGUCCCCCAAAUUAUAUCUCCUUAAAACUGUGUUUUCAGAUCAUGCUGCCCUUACUCAUUUUCAUUGCCAUAUUAUAACUUAACCUCCUGUUGCUCUCUUAUCUCCCAUUCAGAUUUUUUGUUUGUUGGUUUAUUGUUUUUAUUUGUUGUUGUUGUUGUUUUGUUUUUUGGGGUUUUUUUUAGUUGUAAAUGGACACAAUACCUUCAUUUCAUUUAUUUAUUUUAUGUGGUGCUUGGAUGAAACCCAGUGUCUCAUGCAAGCUAGGCAAGUGCCUUACCACUGAGCCACAACCCAAGCCCCAGUCUGUUAUGUUUUUGUAACUGCAUCUACCCUUCAUGUCUCUCCAGGCUAGUUCAGAGACCCUUCUGAGCUAUUCAGGAAUGGAGAUAUAGUACCAUGUUAGAAAGGAGAAUUGGAAAGGACAGGGAGAGAGACUCUAGUCUCAGCUUUUUGGCUUUUCUCAGGUUCUAGUGACAUGCCUGCUCUGGGGCUCCAUUUUUAUCUCUUCUUACUCUGACACAGGUGAGGUAAAGGGCCAGAGGUGGGAAAUUUUUCACAAGCAGUGGAAAAGAGAGUCUCAUAGUCUCCAAGUUAAUUAACUUGAAAAGUAGAUUAAUAGAAUGCUUAGCACCAUCUCUUUUCUCUUUGAGUUCCCCCAUAUUGUGUCCAUAUGAUUGCAAGUUCGUUAGUGCUGUUGGCUAUGAUGAUGGGUUUGAUUGAUACAGAAGAUUAACAGACUCAUGAGUUUCCUUUUAUCUGAUAGUUCGUUGGGGCAUGGGACUUCUGGGACUUUCAGUCCCUUCCUCACAGAAAGAACAGAACUUUUGCUCGUUGGCCAACUGUUCGGUCAUGGGUUGAGAACUCCUUUCAGAACAGGCCCAUUUUCAAUCUCCUAGGCUGUUUGGCCUCUUGUAGAUGGGAGAAUUCAUUUCCUUACAAGUUGUGAAGCUAAGGUAUAGUGCUCCACUUGUGUUCUUUUAUAGAAGCUUUUUUCCUUUCUUUCUUUUUUUUUUUUUUUUUUUUCCUUUUGGAAAGUAAAUCAUCCAGUGAACAGGAGGUAAGAGAAAUGAGGUAAGGGUAAGGAGAAUGGAUUUUUUUUUUUUUUUUUUUUUGGUACUGGGGAUCGAACUCAGGAGCACUUGAUCACUGAGCCAAAUCCCCAGCCCUUAUUUGUAUUUUAUUUAGAGACAGGGUCUCACCGAGUCACCAUUGCUGAGGCUGGCUUUGAAAAGAAUAGAUUAAUAUAGUUUAAAGGGAGAAGUAACACAUUGAUUUCUCUGUCUUACAGAUAGUGGGGCCAAGAUUGUGAACUUUACUGACAUUCUGAUGUGAGGAGCUCCGCCAGAGCCAAAAGUGGAGCCUGGCUAGAUUUGCAGCCUGAAGCCAUGGGCCAGGGGGCCAUGGUGACUUGAGACCAGUAGACUCUGUCCAGUUACCCCCUACUGUUCCUUCUACCUCCCCUACCCUUUACUAAGUGAACUUGACUCACCUUUUCAGGGAGCUGACCCUGAGGGAAUCCCUUUCCCUUAUUUUCCUAUCCUUUUAUCCUCUCAAGACAGUUCCAGACUAUAGAACUCCUACCUCCCAUCCCCUGUGGUGGUUCCCAUCUCUCCCUCAUUUUCCCCGCCAUGCUUCAGCUGUGGAAGGUGGUACGCCCAGCUCGGCAGCUGGAACUGCACCGCCUCAUACUGCUGCUGAUUGCUUUCAGCCUGGGCUCCAUGGGCUUCCUGGCUUACUAUGUAUCCACCAGCCCCAAGGCUAAGGAACCCCUGCCCCUGCCCUUGGGAGACUGCAGCAGUAGUGGGGCAGCUGCCCCUGGCCUUGCACGGCCUCCAGUCCCUCCUCGAAUGCCCAGGCCUCCAGAAACAGCUCGAACAGAACCAGUGGUCCUUGUGUUUGUGGAGAGUGCAUACUCACAACUGGGUCAGGAGAUUGUGGCCAUCUUGGAGUCUAGUCGUUUUCGUUAUAGCACUGAGUUGGCACCUGGUCGAGGGGAUAUGCCCACAUUGACUGAUCAUACCCAUGGCCGCUAUGUCUUGGUAAUUUAUGAGAACCUGCUCAAGUAUGUUAACCUGGAUGCCUGGAGUCGGGAACUGCUAGAUCGAUACUGUGUGGAGUAUGGUGUGGGCAUCAUUGGCUUUUUCCGAGCCCAUGAGCACAGCCUACUGAAUGCUCAACUCAAGGGCUUUCCCCUUUUUUUACAUUCAAACUUGGGACUACGCGACUACCAAGUGAAUCCUUCUGCCCCUCUGCUACAUCUCACUCGCCCUAGCCGCCUGGAACCUGGGCCGCUGCCUGGUGAUGACUGGACCAUCUUCCAAUCCAAUCACAGCACAUAUGAACCAGUGCUUCUUGCCAGCCUUCGGCCAGCUGAACCCCCUGUGCUAGGACCAGUGCCUCGUCGGGCUCGACUUCCCACUGUGGUACAGGACCUGGGGCUUCAUGAUGGCAUCCAGCGGGUGUUCUUUGGCCAUGGCCUUUCAUUUUGGCUCCACAAACUUGUCUUCGUUGAUGCUGUUGCAUACCUCACUGGCAAGCGCCUCUGCCUGGACCUUGACCGCUAUAUCUUAGUAGACAUUGAUGAUAUCUUUGUGGGCAAAGAAGGUACCCGCAUGAAGGUGGCUGAUGUUGAGGCUCUCUUGACCACCCAGAACAAACUCAGGACUUUAGUCCCCAACUUCACCUUCAACCUGGGCUUCUCGGGCAAGUUCUACCAUACUGGGACAGAGGAGGAGGAUGCAGGGGACGACAUGCUGCUGAAGCACCGCAAAGAGUUCUGGUGGUUCCCCCACAUGUGGAGCCACAUGCAGCCACACCUGUUCCACAAUCGCUCCGUGCUGGCUGACCAGAUGAGGCUCAACAAACAGUUUGCUUUGGAGCAUGGGAUUCCCACGGAUCUGGGGUAUGCUGUGGCCCCUCACCACUCGGGCGUGUACCCCAUCCACACGCAGCUCUAUGAGGCCUGGAAAUCUGUGUGGGGCAUCCAGGUGACCAGUACCGAGGAGUAUCCCCAUCUCCGUCCUGCCCGCUACCGUCGUGGCUUUAUUCACAACGGCAUCAUGGUGCUGCCCCGGCAGACAUGUGGUCUCUUCACUCACACAAUCUUCUAUAAUGAAUAUCCUGGAGGCUCUCGUGAACUAGACCGGAGCAUCCGAGGAGGAGAGCUCUUUCUGACAGUGCUACUUAAUCCGAUCAGCAUCUUUAUGACCCAUUUGUCCAAUUACGGAAAUGACCGGUUGGGCCUGUACACCUUUGAGAGCCUGGUGCGCUUCCUCCAAUGCUGGACACGGCUGCGCCUACAGACCCUUCCUCCAGUCCCUCUUGCACGAAAGUACUUUGAACUUUUCCCCCAGGAGAGAAGUCCCCUUUGGCAGAAUCCCUGUGAUGACAAGAGGCACAAAGAUAUCUGGUCCAAGGAGAAAACCUGUGAUCGGCUCCCCAAAUUCCUCAUUGUGGGACCCCAGAAGACAGGGACCACAGCUAUUCACUUCUUCCUGAGCCUGCACCCAGCUGUGACUAGCAGCUUCCCUAGCCCAAGCACCUUUGAGGAGAUUCAGUUCUUCAAUGGCCCUAAUUACCACAAGGGUAUUGACUGGUAUAUGGACUUCUUCCCUGUUCCUUCUAAUGCCAGCACUGACUUCCUGUUUGAAAAAAGUGCCACCUACUUUGAUUCAGAGGUUGUACCACGGCGGGGGGCUGCCCUCCUGCCAAGAGCCAAGAUCAUCACUGUGCUCACCAAUCCUGCUGACAGGGCCUACUCCUGGUACCAGCACCAGCGUGCACACGGAGACCCAGUUGCUCUGAACUAUACCUUCUACCAGGUGAUUUCAGCUUCCUCCCAGGCCCCUCUGGUACUUCGCUCUCUGCAGAACCGCUGUCUUGUCCCUGGCUAUUAUUCCACCCAUCUACAACGCUGGCUGACUUACUACCCCUCUGGACAGCUGCUGAUUGUGGAUGGGCAAGAGCUGCGUACCAAUCCUGCAGCCUCAAUGGAGAGCAUCCAGAAGUUCCUGGGUUUGAUGAAGAUAAGGGAUUUUGGUGCCAGGGACUUGAAGGUGGUAAAACUCGAUGUCUAG
Molecule: messenger RNA, 6288 nt
Organism: Marmota monax (woodchuck)
Lineage: Eukaryota; Metazoa; Chordata; Mammalia; Rodentia; Sciuridae
Gene: Ndst2
Product: N-deacetylase and N-sulfotransferase 2
Exons: 12
Coding region: 3841-6288 (815 amino acids)
Cellular component (GO): Golgi apparatus
Molecular function (GO): deacetylase activity; heparan sulfate N-sulfotransferase activity
Source: RefSeq, a predicted model, not a curated record